Messenger RNA from Oncorhynchus kisutch (coho salmon), 949 nucleotides. RefSeq names its product cysteine-rich PDZ-binding protein. Lineage: Eukaryota; Metazoa; Chordata; Actinopteri; Salmoniformes; Salmonidae. Gene Ontology annotation, biological process: cytoplasmic microtubule organization. Gene Ontology annotation, cellular component: dendrite. The record is from RefSeq and is a predicted model, not a curated record. Bases 121 to 435 code for a protein of 104 amino acids. Gene Ontology annotation, molecular function: microtubule binding; PDZ domain binding. The transcript has 5 exons.
AAUCAGAUUCGGAUGUCCCAGAUGAACGGGAAGUUUACAAUCUUUGUUGACACACGAGCUACACAUUUAGGUACAAUUUCUUAGCGAAAUUGUUGCUUUUUUUGUCUAAACAAAGAAAAGAUGGUUUGCGACAAUUGUGAGAAGAAGCUGGGCAGGGUGAUAACUCCAGACACCUGGAAGGAUGGUGCGAGAAACACUACAGAGAGCGGUGGGCGGAAGCUGAACGAGAACAAGGCUCUGACAUCUAAGAGGGCCAGGUUUGAUCCUUAUGGGAAGCCAGGAAAGUCAGGCUUUGGCAUCUGCAGAAUCUGCAAGAGCUCUGUUCACCAAUCAGGAUCUCACUACUGCCAGGGCUGUGCCUACAAGAAAGGUAUCUGUGCCAUGUGUGGGAAAAAGGUUCUGGACACCAAGAACUACAAGCAGACCUCUGUCUGACAGGCUUCUGACAGGCCACCAGGAGGACCAGAGGGAGAGGGGAGGGGAGGGAGGAGAAGAUAGAGGGGGAGGAAGGUGUGCACGAGGAAUGACGACUUUAUCCUGUUGUUCAGACCCCCUGACUGUCUAAAACACUCAUAGCAGAGUUGCAGUCAAGGGGUUUUUACUCUGUGUGUGUGUGUGUGUGUGUGUGUGUGUGUGUGUGUGUGUGUGUGUGUGUGUGUGUGUGUGUGUGUGUGUGUGUGUGUGUGUGUGUGUGUCAGAUGUGGAGCAGGGUUUCCCUCCCUGUUGUAAAGCUCCUAUAAUUUUCAGCUUUGUAGCAGCAAUACGUGGCCAGCACUGUUCCACACACCAAAUCGGAGGCUACUUUUAGUUUUAAUAGCUGAACUGAUGGUUUCUCUCCUGUUGGGUCAAAUAUGCUCUGAUACAGGAGUUUCCUUUUAUUGAUUCUUUGUGAAUUAUAUCAAGUGUUAUGUUUUUUGAGUGCAUUAAAAUAUUCAAUAUGUAACGACAA